AUGCGACUUAGCCACACGAUGGAAAAGAACAUCACCUAUCGGCAACGAAGGAGAAAAGAAGUCUACGACGAUUGCGUACUCAAGGACUCCUUGUCCCAAGGUGACUGGCACAUCGAGGAAGACCCAGACGUGGACUACGAGAUGCUGUUCAGAGGACUACGAGCCUGUGCUGAGCGUGACUCGAAGCCGCGCACGACAAACUGGGAUCGAAUUUCGAAGAUCACCAAGGAAUUGUUGGGAAGAAGAAGAGCUUUGAGGCUUGAUCCGAAUGCAUCGCACAUUGAGUGGCAGAAGAAGAUUCUAGAAGCAGCACAAAGAAGAACGAGUAUAAAGAAGUGCCGCAGGGAUCUCCGCAAAUAUAAUAUUCCGCUAGCAGCCUUGCUGAGCAAAGACGGAGUCUUCUCGUCCCCAAUCAUCCCCACUGGCGAAGCUCCACCACGGAUUCUCCCUUCGGAAGUACGAGUCGCUAUCAAGAGCAUGAAACCUGGCACAGCCCCCGGACCUGAUUUUAUAUCAGCAGACUUUCUUCGGGCUGGCGGCCAUCCGCUUCAUACAGUUCUUCCAGCGCUCUGUUACGCAGCGGAGACGUGGGCAGACACCGCUGCCACGUCUAGGAAGCUACUUACUACCCACAGAGCCCUUGAGAGAUGUCUCCUGAAGCUUAACCGGCGCAGACAACACCUUGCCGGUCUUCGUAGCUCCGACUUAAGAGGAAUGUCCCGUCUUCGCGACCCAGCGGAAUAUGUAUCGAAAGCAAAACAUAGAUGGGCAGGUCACAUCAUGAGAAGAAUCGACGAUAGAUGGACUAAAAGAACGCUAGAGUGGAUCCCAAGGGACGCUAAACGCCCCCAAGGGAGACCGCCAACGAGAUGGGAUGACGUGGGUGGGUGGAGCGGUGGACCAGCUGAGAGCUCAGCUGGAUACGGCUCAAGGACCUCAUCAACGUCACUCACGAAGCUUGAGAACAUCUUGGAUGACAAUGGCGAGAAAGCGAAACGAGUGGAAGAGAUGCUGGGGCCCGCACGUCCAGUGAAGACGGGCCAUCUAAGUAUCUAA
Molecule: messenger RNA, 1056 nt
Organism: Necator americanus (New World hookworm)
Lineage: Eukaryota; Metazoa; Nematoda; Chromadorea; Rhabditida; Ancylostomatidae
Exons: 4
Coding region: 1-1056 (351 amino acids)
Source: RefSeq, a predicted model, not a curated record